AUUAUUUACAUUCCGCAGACUGCAACAAAAGACGUGAAAGAUGAAAUGAAGAUUAAACUUCAUAUGGACGGUGACGUUAACGGGUACAAGUUCAAGAUUGAAGGAAAUGGACAAGGAAGGCCUUACGAGUAAGUAAAAAAAGUUAAAUCACUGAAGCAGGCUUCAGACCUCAUUGCUUCAAACUGGUAUGUUCAGAAGAGAUUUCAGUAUACAUUUUUGGUUUUGCUUGUGUGUAAGAGAUUAACCACCAAAAUUAGUCUCACCUGACCCUAUGUCUUUCAGCCAUAGCACUGCAGACAAAAUAUGCUGUUUUAGCUUCCUAGCCUUUGAUCGUCAUGGCAAAGAACUAAGUAACCUACGAAAGUCAUAGUAAGGAAGCCUUUUACGAAGUUUCUUCCUGACCUUGCCAAGAAAUCGAUAGCUAAAACUUACCUAACCUUGCCAUCUAUUUUUCCCAAGAAUUUACGACUAACAGUUUUGUUUUUCUUCAGUUAACAAGGCCAGAUAGCAAGGUCUGAGUGAGUUUUGUGCGUUUUUCUAAACCAAGAAGAAUUUAAUUAGAAAAAAAACCUUUUUUGUCUCAAUAUCUAUUGUUAUUUAGGGUUGAACGACACACCCUGUGAGGUGUGGUCAGAUCAUGAAGUGUCUUGCCAUUUCACCCCUCCUUUUCUUCAUGAUUAUGUCAUUUCAGCCAUGUUGCUUUUUCCAAAGCAAGCAGUAGGACUGACUCCGUAUCAAAUACUGAGUUAUAUAAACAAGAAAGUCAUUUACUCAGACAAUACGGUGUUUUAGGAUAUAAUAUGAAAGCUCACGAUGUAACCAUGGAAACUGAAGUUCCUUUUAGCGGUUUUGAAACCUUGAGUUAUGGCCCUUCAUAAGCGAAAUAAAGAUUACCUUACGUUGAUAAGAACUGGGCAAAAUUGCGGUGGUAUGUGCGUUGUAUAUAAAUUCUACGUUUUCUUACUAAUAUUUGAUUUGUCGUUCAUGUUGUUUUAGGGGAGUACAAACUAUAAAUCUUACAGUUACAAAUGGUGGACCUCUUCCUUUCGCUUUCGAUAUUCUCACAGCAGCGUUCGAGUACGGCAACAGGGUAUUUACCCAAUACCCACCAGACAUACCAGACUAUUUCAAACAGACUUUUCCUGAUGGGUAUUCCUGGGAAAGAACCAUGGAAUUUGAAGACGGCGCCAAAUGUGAAGUUAAAAGCGUCAUCAGGUUAGUAAAAUGUAAAACCUGCAGAACUCAGUACUUAAGUCUUUUAAGUCGUUGCAGUCCUCCGCCGUUUUCAUCUAGCUUUCAUAUAAUUUUUUUGCGGUCUAAAUCGUAGUUUCGACCAGUUGAAACUAUCGUUUUUAGCUUUUCUAUCGCCUUCAUGCUUUGCAAUUACUGCCCGGGAUAGUGUCAUUGAUUAAAAAAAUGUUUAAACUAGAGUUGUAAGGCUCUUUUUCAAACUAGUGCUCGUAAAGAGGAAAAAAAAAGGAAAAAAGAAACAUCAAAUUUUUAUCUUUUAUUUAUGCUGUACAUAUAUAAGUUGCUAAGAAUGUUUUUGGUAUCUUCACAUUGUCGCGUACACUUAAUAGUAAAUCUCGCCCUUCUUUCAUCAGCUUGCCGAAAGCGGGCUGUUUUGAAUAUAAGAUUGUCUUCAAUGGGAUGGGCUUUCCUCCCAAUGGUCCAGUUAUGCAGAAGAAGACUGUGAAAUGGGAGCCAUCCACUGAGAUGAUGUACAUGUGUGGUGGGGAGCUGAAGGGUGAUGUUAACAUGGCCCUGUUGCUUGAGGAUGGUAGCCAUCACCGAUGUGACUUCAAAAGCACUUACAAGUAAGUGUUUACGUCUUAAGUAUUCUGAUGAAUCUAACACAAGCAAUAGAGAACGUUUUUUGAGCUUGCAUACUGAUGUACCACUUGUUUUGCAAAAAAAAGAUGUUAUCAAAAUGCGAAUUUUUCUUGCUAAAAAUUAGUGUCUUAAAUGGAUUUCUUUCUGCUUUAGAAGUCUGUUUGGUUAAUUUGGAGCUGCCGUACAACUAUUAAUCCAGUGUUCAGAUGUCUUAGGGGAACGUUUGGGUCAUUUCGAGAUUUCUAAGCAAUAUUCAGUGUUCCUUGAAGUAGAUAUCUUGCAGAAAAAGGCAGUUUGGAGUUGGGUAUCCUUCUGAAGACGUCACCUUAAGCAGAAAAAAAAUUGAUGCGGCAUAUUUGAAAAUAUCGUCCUUAAGCAGUUGAGGAAAUUGAUAAAUAAGACAGUUAGAUUACUAGAGUUUCCAUCUCCUAAAACUUUUCCAAUUGGUACGUGCUUAUUAAUAAGGGAUAAUCGCCCACGCAGCAAAAUCUUGUCUGACAUUUCAACUAUAAUUUUAUAUUCCCUCAGUGCCAAUUAACAAGCCUGCAGCUAAUCAGAGCGCGCAUUUUAUCUUAAGGCGCUUAUCAUUUGUCAGAACUGGCUGGCCAGACUAGUCCAAUCCUAAGGAGAAAUACACUAUUAAUCAGGGCUAUCCAGCCAGAUCAGUUUAUUCCUAAAUGGUAUGCUCGGAUGUGAUGGGCUUUAGUAGAAAUUUCGAGGAAAGACUAAUGUUUCAUUUCAACUGAAUUAACUGCUCCUGACUUUUGCAAAGCGCUUUAUUUAGUUAUUCUACAUAAGGAAUAAGCAAAAAAUUCCAUCAAGACAUCGGAAUUAAGCCGUUAACUUGUAAUUUUAGUAUUCGGCUAAGAUACAUGUUCGCGCAACCUGAUGAUGUACUGUUUUGUGCUGAUCUCAGUUCUUUUCUUUUUUGCAGAGCUAAGAAGCCUGGUAUUCAGUUGCCGAAAUAUCACUACAUAGACCAUCGCAUUGAGAUUUUGGAGCAAAAAGAUAAUUACAACCAGGUUGUGCUGUAUGAGAAGGCUGCUGCUCGAUAUUCUCCGUUUCCAGUUAAGGCCGCCAAAUAAAUAAAAGGCUUAAAGGGCGAAGAGAAAAAAAGUCUUUCUGUGUUUAAGGCAUGUGCUCGGAAUAAGUUUUGUUGCAUUCAAGAAUUCGUUUCUGGAUUGGUUAGAGUAUAUAUAGCUGUAGAGUUCAAGUAAAACAAAAUAAGCUUUAUUUGUCUUUUUUUUUUCUUACUUUUGCAAGAUUUCAUCAUAGGGAUAGAGUUUGUUAAACUCACUUCUAAACAAAUACAAUAAAAAUACUGUAGCUGGGAAUUAAACUUGUUGCAGAAUUCGGGCUUUGUUGAGGUUCAUUUGUUUUGUUUGUUCGGCUUGUUUGAAUGUGUUUUUCUGCGGACUUGGAGAGUGACUUUUUUCGUUAAUACUGUCAACAAAUCAGUUAAUUUCUUCCCUUGGUUUUUGGAAUGCAUUGUGGUUGCUUCUAAAAAUCUUGUUUCGAUUCUUUUGAGACAUUUUAGCCGCUUUAAAUAAUCGAUUUCCUAAAUUAUCUGUUACUGGCACGGCGGAGAGAUAUUUAUCUUCAACCGGCUCUGCCUCUCUCUCUGACUAAAACGUGUCAUUAAAAAACACGUUCAGCUAACAAAUAACCCUGUAAUGAUGUUUUCAACAGAACCUGUACUCUUGACCUAAAAAACAUAUUCCAGCUGCUUACGUUACACUGGUUACUCAUCAGAUUUCUCCACAUCAUUCGUCACAAACCGUACGUGAGACCAUUUGACUUAUGAGGAAUUUUAAAAGUGUGGUUCCCUCAUAGCAAAGGCCUCAGCCAUCGGGAAAAAUGUAUAUUUCUAUGGGAGUAUCCGUCGUAAAGGUUCAUUCAGUCGUGAAUAUACAAUGCAGUAGGUAGGUCAUGAGUUUGAUCCACAAUAUAGUCAAUAAUUAUACAAUACAAUAACCUUUUUUGAAGGAGAAGACGUCAUAACAUUUUUACCGGUUUUGCAACUUAAGGCCUGGCCCUGGAUGUUAAAACAUUGGAUAGAGCUAUCCAUCGGACAAAUCACUAACCAGUGGAUAAGUAUUAGAACUUAAGCGAUUGCACUAUCCACUGGAUAGAGAUUUAUCAUGCACCUUUUGAACAACUGGGCUCUGGUUGAUAAAACUGAUACCUCGGUAAGUUCAAACUCUGCAUAGUGCUUUAUGUUCACACAUGUUUCAACAGUCCAAGGGCUAAUUGUUCCGGUCCAUAUUUUACCCUGAGUGGAUAAGUAUAUUAGCCGGAUUUAUCCCGUGUGGGAUACCGUUCAACUGGCGCCUUUAUCAUGAAUAUUUAUAUACGGUAUACGAAAGCGGGCUGUUUUGAAUAUAAGAUUGUCUUCAAUGGGAUGGGCUUUCCUCCCAAUGGUCCAGUUAUGCAGAAGAAGACUGUGAAAUGGGAGCCAUCCACUGAGAUGAUGUACAUGUGUGGUGGGGAGCUGAAGGGUGAUGUUAACAUGGCCCUGUUGCUUGAGGAUGGUAGCCAUCACCGAUGUGACUUCAAAAGCACUUACAAGUAAGUGUUUACGUCUUAAGUAUUCUGAUGAAUCUAACACAAGCAAUAGAGAACGUUUUUUGAGCUUGCAUACUGAUGUACCACUUGUUUUGCAAAAAAAAGAUGUUAUCAAAAUGCGAAUUUUUCUUGCUAAAAAUUAGUGUCUUAAAUGGAUUUCUUUCUGCUUUAGAAGUCUGUUUGGUUAAUUUGGAGCUGCCGUACAACUAUUAAUCCAGUGUUCAGAUGUCUUAGGGGAACGUUUGGGUCAUUUCGAGAUUUCUAAGCAAUAUUCAGUGUUCCUUGAAGUAGAUAUCUUGCAGAAAAAGGCAGUUUGGAGUUGGGUAUCCUUCUGAAGACGUCACCUUAAGCAGAAAAAAAAUUGAUGCGGCAUAUUUGAAAAUAUCGUCCUUAAGCAGUUGAGGAAAUUGAUAAAUAAGACAGUUAGAUUACUAGAGUUUCCAUCUCCUAAAACUUUUCCAAUUGGUACGUGCUUAUUAAUAAGGGAUAAUCGCCCACGCAGCAAAAUCUUGUCUGACAUUUCAACUAUAAUUUUAUAUUCCCUCAGUGCCAAUUAACAAGCCUGCAGCUAAUCAGAGCGCGCAUUUUAUCUUAAGGCGCUUAUCAUUUGUCAGAACUGGCUGGCCAGACUAGUCCAAUCCUAAGGAGAAAUACACUAUUAAUCAGGGCUAUCCAGCCAGAUCAGUUUAUUCCUAAAUGGUAUGCUCGGAUGUGAUGGGCUUUAGUAGAAAUUUCGAGGAAAGACUAAUGUUUCAUUUCAACUGAAUUAACUGCUCCUGACUUUUGCAAAGCGCUUUAUUUAGUUAUUCUACAUAAGGAAUAAGCAAAAAAUUCCAUCAAGACAUCGGAAUUAAGCCGUUAACUUGUAAUUUUAGUAUUCGGCUAAGAUACAUGUUCGCGCAACCUGAUGAUGUACUGUUUUGUGCUGAUCUCAGUUCUUUUCUUUUUUGCAGAGCUAAGAAGCCUGGUAUUCAGUUGCCGAAAUAUCACUACAUAGACCAUCGCAUUGAGAUUUUGGAGCAAAAAGAUAAUUACAACCAGGUUGUGUUGUAUGAGAAGGCUGCUGCUCGAUAUUCUCCGUUUCCAGCUAAGGCCGCCAAAUAAAUAAAAGGCUUAAAGGGCGAAGAGAAAAAAAGUCUUUCUGUUUUUAAGGCAUGUGCUCGGAAUAAGUUUUGUUACUUUGCAUUCAAGAAUUCGUUUCUGGAAUGGUUAGAGUAUAUAUAGCUGUAGAGUUCAAGUAAAACGAAAUAAGCUUUUGUCUUUUUUUUUCUUUCUUACUUUUGCAAGAUUUCAUCAUAUAUAGAGAUAGAGUUUGUUAAAGUCACUUGUAAACAAAUACAAUAAGAAUACUGUAGCUGGGAAUUAAACUUGUUGCAAAAUUCGGGCUUAGUGCAGGUUCAUUUGUUUUGUUUGUUCGGCUUGUUUGAAUGUGUUUUUCUGCGGACUUGGAGAGUGACUUUUUUCUUUAAUACUGUCAACAUAUCAGUUAAUUUCUUCCCUUGGUUUUUGGAAUGCAUUGUGGUUACUUCUAAAAUUCGUGUUUCGAUUCUUUUGAGACAUUUUAGCCUCUUUAAAUAAUCGAUUUUCUAAAUUAUCUGUGACUGGCACGGCGGAGAGAUAUCCCCUUCAACCGGCUCUGCCUCUCUCUCUGACUAAAACGUGUCAUUAAAAAACACGUUCAGCUAACAAAUAACCCCGUAAUGAUGUUUUCAAUAGAACCUGUACUCUUGACCUAAAAAACAUAUUCCAGCUGUUUACGUUACACCGGAUACUCAUCAGAUUUCUCCACAUGCUUCGGCACAAACAGUACGUGAGACCAUUUAACAUAACAUAACAUAACAUAACAUACAUGUUUAUUCAAACCCAUAUAUAACUACAUAAAUUUGAAAGGGAGAGUCUAGAGGUUAACCCUAUGAACAAAACUCUCCUAAAAACAACAAACAAACAAUAAAAAUUACAACUUAAAAAAGGAUUCGAGUUUACAUUUAAAAAGUUCAAGGGUACCGGCUUCAACAACAUUACUAGGUAAAUUGUUCCAAUAACUAAUUACAUUGUUAAAAAAAGAAUAUUUAAAACAGUUGAUUCUAGAUAAUUUACAAUAAAGCUUAUACGAGUGAUUUGCCCUAGUGGAUUUGACUUUUGCGAAUUGAAAGAAUUCCUCAAAAUCCAAGUGUGAUAAGCCAAACACGAUCUUAUAACAUUCAACAAGAGAGGAAUAUGUCCUACGACUGGACAAAGAUGGCCAAUGUAACGUGUCACAAAUUCUUCAUAAGACAUAUCACCUCUUUUUUGCCUAAGAGCUAAUCUUGACGCGCGUCUUUGCACGCUCUCUAUUGCAUGAAUAUCUUUGACAAGAUAUGGGUUCCAGACUGGAGCAGCAUACUCUAGAAGUGGUCUGACCAAUGUUUUGUAAAGCAAUGAAAAAGUUGUUGUAUUAGCUGUUCCAACAGACCGUCUUAUUAGACCUAGGACUUGGUUCGCCUUAUUCACCAUAGUACUAAUAUUUGACUUAUGACGAAUUUUAAAAGCGUCGUUUCCUCAUAGCAAAGGCCUGCCAUCGGGAAAAAUGUAUAUUUCUAUGGGAGUAUCCGUCGUAAAGGUUCAUUCAGUCGUGAAUAUACAAUACAUUGGUAGGUCAUGAGUUUGAUCCAUAAUAUAGUCAAAUGAAUAUACAAUACAAUAACCUUUUUUGAAGGAGAAGACGUCAUAACAAAUUUACUGGUUUUACAACUUGAGGCCUGGCCCUGCUUGUUAAAACAUUGGAUAGAGCUAUCCAUUGGACAAAUCACUAUCCAGCGGAUAAGUAUUAGGACUAGCGAUUGCACUAUCCACUGGAUAGAGAUUUAUCAUGCACCUUUUGAACAACUGGGCUCUGGUUGAUAAAACUGAUCAUACCCCGUAAGUUCAAACGCUGGAUACUGAGUGCUUUAUAUUCACAUACGUUUCAACAGUCCAAGGGCUAAUUGUUCCGGUCCAUAUUUUACCCUGAGUGGAUAAGUAUAUUAGCCGGAUUUAUCCCGUGUGGGAUACCGUUCAACUGGCGCCUUUAUCAUGAAUAUUUAUAUACGGUAUAUUAAGAACAGACAUAAACCUAUUUUGGCGAGAAAUACCGUUGAGUAUUGUACAUUCUUGUAUUUAAAAACAGCAAAUAUAGCCGGAUUUGCCGAUUUGAAGUCAGAUGUUUUUUUAGUUUGCAAUUGGACGUUUGAAGAGAAAAACUGAAUUUCUUGAGAAAAAAGGAUUGUUGCGUUUCGAGUAAAACUUUCCGUCUUGUCUCCUGAAGGUUAUAUAGGUUAUUAUGCAGUUUGUUUAAAAAUUUGUAACGAGUGGUGGUACGUCCGUGAACAGAUUCAAUGUUGAAAUACACGCUUCAUUCAACUACAAUAGGUGACUAAAAUAUUGACCUGUUUUGACUUCAAGAUAUCACAUGGAUGAUAGGCUAGAAAGAGCGAUGAGUCUUCUUUGCCUCUCUGCGUAUAUAUUGUUACAGUAAUAGACUACUCAUAGACUGCUGCUUCACUGCAAAAAAUGCAACAUGUAUAAAGGUCAUAAGUGUUAAUUUCUCUUUUUUUCGACAUAACUAAGUACUACUAAAAAAAUUAACUAUUUGUAAAAUAAGCCACUUUUCACGAAUUGCGCGGCUGUUUUUUGGCUGUAACGAAUAUAAGUAUCAUGUAACACUUUUACCCAUUUCUGUCCUUCUGUUAGUAAGGUUGUUUGGAAUUUUGUAAGUAGUUUCUUUUUAAUUAGUUCUUUGUUAUUAGGGUAAUAAAUGUCUUGAAGAAAAAACAACAACAACAACAACAAAAACAUGUAGAAGGGUCAUAAAGUUGGAAGUGAACCACGAAAACAUAAUAUGAGGAUCUUUUGAGAUCGAGAGAUUGUCAUUAGUAAUGUAAUAGAAUUUGGCUGGAACUUAGAUAUAUUUUUAAACUUAUUCAACUCUCGACGGAGCAAAAAACGCCUCAAGUGUUGUCAUUUUAGCUACUUUACAAACUUAAAAAUAGCAUUGUUUCAAGUGGCGUUUUUGAUUAAAACAGGAAAUAGACUGAAUCGAAACUUUCGGCCACCUGUGAGUAAAUGGCAAAAAAAGGGAAGGAGACAGUUUACAUUUCAGACUGGAACAAAUUAUUUCAUGCACAAACCAAAGCAGAACAGAGCUUCUGUAAAAGCUAUGUACUUUCAUAAAAUCUAACAAUUCAUUUGUUUUAUUGAGGUUUGAUGCCAUAUUGAAGCUUUUAGUUUUUUGACCGAAAUAUUAAAGUAAGGUUUACUCUAUGAAAACGUCAAAUUUUUGACCUGCUCUUUUUUCGUUUACUCUGCUGGUGAAAUGUAUGUAAUUAACAAUAUAAUCUUAUCUAAUAAUUUAUAUCUAAUCGGUGUUCUCACCGUCCUGUGAGUGACCUAUGACCUCCGCCUUCCUGUUACGUGUCGUUGUUUGAAAACCCGAGGAAUUCAAGUCAGUUGUUUCAAUUUUUUGAAAUGUUAAAACACUUUAUUUUAAAUUGAACCUGUAUCCUUGACCUGUCUCUUUCGCCUGUGGCACCGACUGAGCAAUUGCGCACAUCGUAGAUCGCACCUGUCCAUAGACUGUGACACCACAGAGGUCUACAAAGACUGUAACGAUCGUUUGUAUGUUUGACUUUAGAGGAAAAAUGUCUGUAAAUAUCGAUAAGGUUCAGAUAAUCGUAAUACGCAAUACAUUAUAACUUUGCUUAAAGAGGCAGACGUGAUAACCUUUCUGAGGCAGUAUCUUACGCCUUUCUAAACAUUCAUGUGAUGAAUAUGUAUGCAGUAUAUCUUAAAAAGAGUCGCCAAAAUUGUAAUUUGGGGGAUAAAAGACUACUAUGUACUCAGAAAAUCAUUUAAAGGUAAAAACGCCGAAUCUAUUGAUUUGAAGGCAUGCAGGUGUUUGCAUUAGACGUUUAGCCGGACUUAAGAAGAUUAAAUCAAUACACUCUCCAGAAAUGCCUAUAUUUAAAAAAAAAAUGUUAAAACUAAAUCAUCACAUAUUACUAAUCUCAAACUCUUUUUCAGUUGUAAUUAAAUAGCCGUCGGCGUUAGUUUUUGUGAAAUCAAUAACAAGAUCUUAUUAACUGAGCACGUAUACCUAAUCAAAAUACCAAAUGUUAACCAAUGAAAUAAAUAAUGAGAGCGUUUAUUGCAAAAGAAAUUUCUAAAGUUCAGAAAGGCUAUAAAUUUUGGAUAACCGUUCCAUGCUCACGUUAAAUCCCUGGGCUUAUAUAUAACUUCAUAAGGGGUUUGGGGUGGGGGGCUUAUAUCCGGGGGGUGCAUAUAAGCGGAAUAGAAACAAAAACGUUUCGGAAGGACCCGAUAAGACAUUCAUCGUUCGUCACUCCAAAACAUUGGAGUUGAACAGAUGUGUUGCAAACGAGCAGUGGAAACAGGGAGAUAUACUGUACCCAAGACUCCCAAACACUUUUCUUGCACUCUGUAUGAAACGCUUCGAAACAAAUUUUUUGAUAAAAUCAUUAAAAAAUAUAUUAACUUUUUUAACGAUUUUGUUGUAAAAUCAUAAAUUUUGCUGAAUUAUAGACACUAUCAUGUAAUUUCCAAAGUGACAUAACCAAUUAAUUAACUGUUUCCUUUUUUAGAAAUAGGCAAUGCCAUGUAUGUAAAUGGGAAUAUCUUUUAAUAAAUUGUUUUUAUUAAUUGUUGUUGUUGUUGUUACUUCAUGUAACUUACGCUGUGUUUUACUGAUGUUAGCUUCACUAGAAUCCCAGCAACAGUUUUGUAGACAACCUUGGACAUAAGAGAUCGAGCUAAUCUAUCCUUAUACGGGAAAAAAGACUUGAUGUUACGACCAGCUCUAUGAUUGACGCUUUCUAUUUGCCGGGUGCUGCCCUGGUGCUUGGUCAUCAGCGGGACAGAAAAAAAGCCUGAAAAAGCAUUUUUGUUUGCAAACCUUUGUUGUUUUAAUUAACAUCAAUGAUCGUAUUCAGUAUAAUUAAUAAGAUGUCACUUAACUGUUAACUUUUCAUUUCUCAGUUAAGUACAAAAUUUUUGGCCAAUUAUCAGUUAACUACUAUUAACCCCACUGGCACCCUACGUUUUCAACAAAGUUCAUCAAAAGUCACGUGAAACUACACGUGAAAUCUGACGCUAAGAAGGUGAAUUUGCUCGUGACACACCCCAGAAGAUAUCCGGUAACCCUACUACACUCUCCAGAAAUACGAGUAUAUUAAAAAGUUUUAAAAAUUAUCACAUAUCUCAAAUAUUGCAAAAACGAGGACGGCACGAAAUUCUGUGUAACAAAUUCGUGCCGUCUGAGUUUGUCUUUAGGCAAUCUCAUUUGGUGGCCUUCUGCUGCUAGCCUGUGCCAGACUCUCAGAUAGUAUAGUGCGGAUCAGGAUGUAUUAAAAUGAGCAAAGCUAAAAAUAAGACGCGCGCGACUUUGGAAAUGGGGCGGUGUCUCUCCCCAGCCCCCGCGCGUUUUUCGCGUUUCUUUUCACUGAACGACUUUUCACCACUAUCUCGGAGCCUGGAACAGGCUAUCUGCUGCCGGCUUAAUCACCCAUUAAAUGAGCACGUGCUAAAAAAAAGAAAAUUAAAUAACGCGUGUAAGCCACGUGAUACCGAAUAAACAGUGAUAGAAGUGCUAAUUGUAAAAAUAAAAAAUAAAAAUAAAAAUAAAUAAAUCUACAGGUCGGAAGGAUUACAAUUUCGGGAUGACCGUUCCAUCCGGAUAUAUUUGCACUUGUAUGGAAACUUAUGAUUUGUUCACAUUUUAUCCCCCAAAUACUGGAGGCUACUAGAUAAUUGUUAAAAAGAAUUAUUUCAAAUUGCGUUUCGAGUUAGACUUUCUUACGGCGUGCUUUUGUAAUUAUCAAGUUUUAAAAAAUUCACGCGGUGGCGUGCGUCCGUGAACAGAUUCAAUUUUCAAAUAAACGCUUCAUUCAACUACAAUCGGCGACUAAGUUCGUGACCUGUCUUAACUUAAAGAUAUCACAUGGAUAAUGGGCUAGCAAAAAAUAAUCCUUUCUUUUGCCAAAAAGCGUUAUGUAAUAGACGUUAUGUAACAGACUACUCAAAGACGUGCUGCCUCUCUCUGCAAAAAAGCAACACUGAUGUACUGAAAGUUCGGAAAAAAGAGCGAAAACAUAAAAUGAGGACCUUUUGAAGAUCGAGAGAUUGUCAUUAGUAAUAUUAUAAAUAAAUAAAAUUUGGCUGUGACAGAUGUAUUUUUUUUCUUGUCGUUAUAAACUCUGAAACAAAAAGACCCUCGAUUGUUUGGUUGCAGCAAAUAUAGCCUGACUUUACAAACUUCAACAUUGCUUCGCUUUAGAGAGCCUGAAGAGGCAAGAAACUGCUGGCGUUUCAGACUGGAACAUUUUUUUUUUACAAAAAGAAAAAGCAUAAAUGUAAAAUAAGCCAAAGCAUAACAGAACUGCUCCCGUGUAGCUCUGCGUGUGCAAAAAUUGUUUGUUCGAAGAAAGUUUUAAUUAACAAAUCGGUUGUGAAAAUGACUGUUUGCUGCCAUAUCAUUUCUCUACAAUGAUGUAAUUUAACAGAAGUAUACCUGGAAGUAUACAAGAUGAUACAAGGUCAGCAAGUUUAACCCCGCCCAGUUUUUUUACUCCCACUGUUAAUGAUAUUAUGCUGCAUCGGUUUUAGACAUGGUAUGAUAGACAUAUUGUUCUGCGCACUAUAUAAUGUUAGCUUUGUUUCAAAAGCUUUCUGGAUCGUAAUUGGUUGAAGUAAAUUUCGGGUGUGACAUUCAGUUUUAUAGCAGCGAACUCAAAGCCGAGUUGCCAUACACCCUGGUGAUUUGGAAGAGAGCAGAUCGAAAACAACAAGAACUGUAAGGUUUAUAUCUUACUUCAAGUCUACCAUUAUGGUAAGUUCUGAACAGGAAAAGAUUUUACAAUGUAUUUUUGAAUUAAUAAUUCUUAUUGUUUGUUUUACCCACGACCGAACUUAUUUCCAGUUCUUGACCGAUCAUUGAUCGACUAGUUUCGCCAAAAUUAUUUACAUUCCGCAGACUGCAACAAAAGACGUGAAAGAUGAAAUGAAGAUUAAACUUCAUAUGGACGGUGACGUUAACGGGUACAUGUUCAAGAUUGAAGGAAAUGGACAAGGAAGGCCUUACGAGUAAGUAAAAAAAAAAUUAGAUCAUUGAAAGCAGGCUUCAGAUCUCAGUUGCUUCAAACUGGUAUGUUCAGAAGAGAUUUCAGUAUACAUUUUUGGUUUUGCUUGUAAAAUUAGUCUGACCUGACCCUAUGUCUUUCAGCCAUAGCACUACAGACAAAAUAUGCUGUUUUAGCUUCCUAGCCUUUGAUCAUUAUGGCAAUUAAAGAACUAAAAACCUGGGAAGUCUUACUAAGGAAGCCUUUUAGAAGUUUCUUCCUGACCUUGCCAAGAAAUCGAUAGCUAAAACUUACCUAACCUUGCUAUCUGUUUUUCACAAGAAUUUACGACUAAAAGUCACGAAAAGUUGAAAAUUUGUUUUUCUUCAGUUAAAAAUGCCAGAUCGCAAGGUCUGAGUGAGUUUUGUACGUUUUUCUAAGCCAAGGAGAAUUUACUUUAAAAAAACCUUUUUUGUCUAAAUAUCUAUUGUUAUUUAGGGCUGAACGACACACCCUGUGAGGUGUGGUCAGAUCAUGAAGUGUCUUGCCAUUACACCCUUCCCUUUCUACAUUAUCAUGUGAUUUCAGCAAUGUUCCUUUUUCCCAAGCAAGCAGUAGGACUGACUCAGUGUGAAAUACUGAGUUGUAAAAAAAAAAAGUCAUUUACUCAGACAAUACAGUGUUUUAGGAUAUAAAUGAAAGUUCACGACAUAACCAGGGAAACUGAACUUUCCCGGAAUUUAUGGUUUUAAAACCUUUCAGUUAUGGCCUAUCAAAAGCGAAAUAAAGAUUUACUUGACGUUGAUACGAAGUGGGCAAAAUUGCGGUCGUAUGUGCGUUGCAUAUAAAUUCUACAUUUUCUUUCAGAUUUGAUUUGUCGUUCAUCUUUUUUUAGGGGAGUACAAACUAUAAAUCUUACAGUUACAAAUGGCGGACCUCUUCCUUUCGCUUACGAUAUUCUCACAGCAGCGUUCGAGUACGGCAACAGGGUAUUUACGCAAUACCCACCAGACAUACCAGACUAUUUCAAGCAGACUUUUCCUGAUGGGUAUUCCUGGGAAAGAACCAUGGAAUUUGAAGACGGCGCCAAAUGUGAAGUUAAAAGCGUCAUCAGGUUAGUAAAUUCUAAAACAUGCAGUACUUAGUACUUAAGUCUUUUACGUCGUUGUGGUCCUCCACCUUUUUCAUCUAGCUUUGAUAUGAUUUUUUUGCGGUCUAAAUUGUUGAUUCGACCAGUUGAAACUAUUGUUUUUAGCUUUCCUAUCGCCUCCAUGCUUUGAGGCGAAUCUUUGUUUAAACUUUUUGCCUCAUUAACAUAUGCCUAUCACUAUCUGGUGAUGCUAACAUAAAAACUCUAAAUAUUGAAAGGGCAUAACAGUUUCAGUUAUCUCUGAAAAUUUGAGCCCAAUACACCUAAUGGUUUCGGAGAAAUCCUCUACUAAAAACUCGAAAUUUACAGAGAAUGACAUGGCUCAUUAAAGUUUUUGCCACACAGCGAUUUCGCAGUUUUUGAUGGCUGACAUUUCCUUCAAUAUUGCUUGCAAAGGACUGAAAAUUGUACAAAUUGCCCAACUUAAUUAGCUCUUUCAACUUUUGCAUUUAAUUAAUAUAUACGGCCACGGCUUCUAUGAGUUAAGUUCAGGGCGGAUAAAGGUUGGGCGCUGAAACGAGCGCGUCCGAGCAAAAAGGUGUGAUGCAGUGGACUGGGACUCUGCUUAGAAAUGUCCCUUGUUUUCGACCUCGGUCAGGGCUUGCGAUGUGGUUUGUACAUUAGACACUGCCACUGUCACUGAAUUAUGGCGGCUUGAUUUGUUAUCUUGCACUUCUUCCUCGCUCCUUUGUGCUGGUACGCUGUCUCCGAGAGGCAAAUGUUGCUAUUUUUGCGGGAGGUUUAGUUGGAGUAGAUAAACAUCUCUUUCAAAGGGUUUCUUUUAUUACUUCCAUGACUCUACCACUGAAUUAUAUUUUCGUUCUGCUACUCGCCAUUGUCGAUGUUAUUCCAAAACAGAAACAACUAAGUACUGUCUAAAGCACGAAGGAAAAUCUCAUCCGUGGCAAAACUAAAAGGCAGCAGAUCGUGUUUCAUAACUAGAUGACGUGUAUUUUAUAACUGCGUGCAGCUCGUGCAAGGUGAAAUUAUGCUAAUUUCAAUCACCAUCAUCCUUCUUUUUAAUUUUGAAAAAAGCAUCUCAUACGUCUUUCUGUUUCUUCGAAACUUCAAAAUUAGUUUCCCCCUUAGUUUUUAUCGUUUAUCUUGUUUUGUUUUAGAGAGAAAAACGGAGAAAAAACCUUACAACUAACCUCAAUAAAUUUUGUUUACAUGCGGUUGCCGGAUUUGUAACGCAUUGCGCCAAUCGCCAUGGAGUGUUGCACCCGAGAAGCAAAGUUUGAAGAAGUACAACGCCACUAUAUCAAUAUAUAUCUAUCUAAUUUUUUGUUAUGUUAUAUAAAAUUUAUUCCCCUUUAACAUAUGUAAAAAUUGAGGUUAAGAAGUAUUAAGCUUUUGCAAACGAAACGGGGAAAGACGAUUAGGUGAUAUUCAGAUAUUACUGGAAGAAGGAGGUAUUCAACACUUUCAAAUUAAACUCAAAUUUUGGCAUUAUACGACCAACAAGUUUGACUUAUAGACGUACCGACACAAACAUAUGAAACUGUUUAUUGAUAUUGUUAUGAAAUGAAUUUAUCCAUUUAACAUUGUAGCCUGGAAUCACAGAAAAAAAAAAUAGGAUUUCCGGUUUGCAAAAAGGAACAUUUCGCCGGCCUUCAAGCGCACCGGAAGCGCGGAAAGAGCGCUCGUGCCAGUCCUACUCCGCAUCACACAUUAAAUGAAGAGCGGAGCGCUCGUUUCACCGCCCAACCUUUAUCCGCCCGAUCCGCCCUGGUUAAGUUGUAUGACAAUGUGGAAAAAUGUAAACAAUGACGUCAGCAAAGAUUCGCCUCAUACUGGCCAGGAUAGUGUCUUUGUUUUAAAAAUGUUUCAACUAGAAUUGCAAGGCUCUUCGUAAAAAGAAAACAAAAGGAAAAACAGCAACAACAACAACAACAAAUUUUUAUGUUUUAUUUAAGUAGUACAUAAGUUGUUAAGAAUGUUUUUGGUAUCUUUCGCAUUGUCGCACACACUUAGUAAAUCUCGCCCCUCUUUCAUCAGCUUGCCGAAAGCGGGCUGUUUUGAAUAUAAGAUUGUCUUCAAUGGGAUGGGCUUUCCUCCCAAUGGUCCAGUUAUGCAGAAGAAGACUGUGAAAUGGGAGCCAUCCACUGAGAUGAUGUACAUGUGUGGUGGGGAACUGAAGGGUGAUGUUAACAUGGCCCUGUUGCUUGAGGAUGGUAGCCAUCAUCGAUGUGACUUCAAAAGCACUUACAAGUAAGUGUUUACGUCUUAAGUGUUCUGAUGAAUCUAACGCAAGCAAUAGAAAACGUUUUUUGUGCUUGCAUACUGAUGUACCACUUGUUUUGCAAAAAAAAGAUGUUAUCAAAGUGCGAAUUUUUCUUGCUAAAAAUCAGUGUCUUAAAAGGAUUUCUUUCUGCUUUAGAAGUCUGUUUGGUUAAUUUGGAGCUGCCAUACAACUAUGAAUCUAGUGUUCAGAUGUCUAAAGGGAACUUUCGGGUCAUUUCGAUAUUUCUAAGCAAUAUUCAGUGCUCCUUAAAGUAGUAUAUCUUGCAGGAAACGGCAGUUUGGAGUUGGGUACCCUUCUGAACACGCCACCUUAAGCAAAAAAAAAAAAAAAAAAAGAUGCCGCAAAUUUGUUUAAGAGAUCGUCCUUAAGCAGUUGAGGAAAUUGAUAAAUAAGACAGUUAGAUUACUCGAGUUUCCAUCUCCUAAAACUUUUCCAAUUGGUACGUGCUUAUAAAUAAGGGAUAAUCGCCCACGCAGCAAAAUCUUGUAUGACAUUUCAACUAUAAUUUCAUAUUCCCUCAGUGCCAAUAAACAAGCCUGCAGCUAAUCAGAGCGUGCAUUUUGUCUUAGGGCGCUUACCAUUUGUCAGAACUGGCUGGCCAGACUAGUCCAAUCCUAAGGAGAAAUGCAGUAAUAAUCAGGGCUAUCCAGCCAGAUCAGUGUAUUCCUAAAUUGUAUGCUUGGAUGUGAUGGGCUUUAGUAGAAAUUUCGAGGAAAGACUGAUGUUGCAUUUCAAAUUAACUGCUCCUGAUUUUUGCAAAGUGCUCUAUUUAGUUAUUCUACAUAAGGAAUAAGCAACAAAAUUCCAUCAAGACAUCGGAAUUAAGCCGUUAACUUGUAAUUUUAGUAUUCGGUUAAAAUACAUGUUCGCGGAACCUUAUGAAGUACUGUUUUGUGCUGAUCUCAGUUCUUUUCUUUUUUGCAGAGCUAAGAAGCCUGGUAUUCAGUUGCCGAAAUAUCACUACAUAGACCAUCGCAUUGAGAUUUUGGAGCAAAAAGAUAAUUACAACCAGGUUGUGCUGUAUGAGAAGGCUGCUGCUCGAUAUUCUCCGUUUCCAGUUAAGGCCGCCAAAUAA
Molecule: messenger RNA, 16955 nt
Organism: Porites evermanni
Lineage: Eukaryota; Metazoa; Cnidaria; Anthozoa; Scleractinia; Poritidae
Source: the annotation of a GenBank genome assembly